Messenger RNA from Vigna angularis (adzuki bean), 2066 nucleotides. RefSeq lists its product as uncharacterized. Lineage: Eukaryota; Viridiplantae; Streptophyta; Magnoliopsida; Fabales; Fabaceae. The transcript is spliced from 3 exons. Bases 221 to 1945 code for a protein of 574 amino acids. The record is from RefSeq and is a predicted model, not a curated record.
CUUCUUUUGUUUCAUUUGGCUUGCGCGAUUCAGAAUUAGGGUUUCAUCUUUGUGGAGCCCUUUGGCCCUAGCCGCCUGUUAGAGAGAGAUUACUCCUUUCCUGAUUUUCUCUUCUCCUCUUUUCUUGAAAACGAACCUCGAUUCGCUUCUGUAGCUGAACGAUUUGGUCAAAACACAAACACUCACAACCAUCCAUAUAAAGCUUUUAUUUUAACCGAAGAUGUCUCGGUGUUUCCCUUUCCCCCCUCCAGGUUAUGGUGCACGUAGCGAGGCCUUGAUCGAAUCGAUUAAGCUCCGAGAGGAGAUAGAGAAGAAGAGGAGAGAAAAGAUAGAGAAGAAGAGAAUCAAGAAGGAGAAGAAGAGGGCGAAGGAGGAGAAGAAAGAGAUAAGGAAAGAGAAGAAAGAAAGGAAACAUAAAGAAGGAACAACUGCAGCUAUUAAUGGCAGUGACGAUGACAAGAAGUUCAAGCUCAUUAACGAUAUUAAGGAAACCAAAGCAGAUGGGAAGUUGCAAAAGGGUGAAGUCUGUGACAAUGAACUACUUGAGAGGAGUGGAAUUACAGAGGAACUUGAACAACCUGUUACUUCUCGGGAGCCUUGCUGCUUGUCUGACAGUACUCAAAGCAGUAAGAGGAAAAGGGGCUCCCCACAAGCAACCCAUGAAAAUGGACCUGCCAUUAAAAUCCGACUCCCUCUAAGAAAGCACAGUGAUCCUGAAGAAUUGAAUUCCAAAUCAAAAUUUAAUGUGAGGUCUUCUUCAGGAAAUGUGGGGGAUAGUGAACAUCCCUUAAAUAAAACUGGUCUUGCUACUGAGCAUCAGUCAAAAUGUGUCACUAACACAGGUCCCAAAGGGUCUAUUGGAAAAUCUGAUUCCAGCAGUGACAAAGUGUUGCAGAGUUCUUUUAGUGGAAAUGCAGUGGUCACUAAGAGUACUGUUGGAAGUGACAGUCAGUCACAAUAUCUCAGGACUUCAGAGCCCAAACGGGUUGUUGGAAACUUGGAUUCUAGACACCCCAAAUCUGUACACAGUUCAGUUCGUCCUGAUGUUGUGGUGGUUAAAGAUACGAUUGGAAAUGAUAGUCAGUCACUGUCUCUCAGGACGACAGAGUUCAAACGGGGUUCUCUUGGAAACUCUGUUUCUAGACAUGGCAAUGCAAUGCAGAAUUCUGUUCAUGGAGAUUGUGUAGUGGUAAAAAACACAGUUGGAAGUGAGCGUCAGUCACAGUCUCUCAGGACUGCAGUGCCCAAUGGUAUUCUUGGAAAAUCACAAUGUCUUCAGUUGAAAGAACCCAAACAGGUUCUUAGUAACUCUGGCAAAGUGAUACACAAUUCUAUUCAUGGAGAUUCUACUGGUGCUAAAAGUUCCACCCUUCAAAAUGAUCCUCAGACAUUACCCAAACGGGUUAAUGGAAACUCUGCUGCUAGACAUGGCAAAGCGGUGCAGAAUUUGGUUCAUGGAGAGGUUUUGGUGACUAAAAAUACUCCAGGAAGCUAUCAUCAGUCGAAAUGUCUUGCCAAGCCCAAACGGGUCCCUGAAAAACCUGAUUCUGAACAUGAAGCGUUGCAGAACAUUGUUCAUGGGGAUGCUGUGGUCGCAGACAUUGCUGUUGAUGAUGCCAUGGUCACAGAUAAAGCAGUUGAUGCCAUGGACAUAGAUAAAGUAGUUGGUGAUGCUAUGGAAAUGGUUAAAGCAGUUGAUGAUGGUAGUAAGAGAGUGGAAUCUUUGUACAAGUCUCUGUUACUUAUUCCUCCACUAAUGUAUGAUGGAUUUGAGUCAUUAGAUGAAGGUUGGUUAUUUAGUUCGGAAGCAGAGGCAAAACCGCCUGCCUCAAAGAAACAGAAGUGUGAUUCUGAUGUCUUCAAGCUUUCAAGUUCUAUGUGGCCUCGUGCAGAAUACUUCCCUGAGGUUGAUGUGUAUGCGCUGCCAUAUGCAGUUCCAUUUUGAUUUUUUUUCACAUUAGGUAGUUUCAAAGUAGAAAGCUGUGUUGAAUUUGACAGAACAGGAGAACUAUUGUUUUUUGAAAGAGGAAAAUCACUUACAUGGAAUGCGGGGAAAGAUUGCCUAA